Colletotrichum gloeosporioides is the source of this 162-nucleotide messenger RNA. RefSeq lists its product as uncharacterized. The record is from RefSeq and is a predicted model, not a curated record. NCBI's taxonomy places the organism in Eukaryota, Fungi, Ascomycota, Sordariomycetes, Glomerellales, Glomerellaceae. The transcript has a single exon. The annotation marks the transcript as partial.
AUACCCUUUAGUCUUACUAAUAUACCUAUAAUAUUCCAGAAUAUAAUUAAUAUAAUACUAUAUAAAUAUAUUAAUAUCUAUAUAGUUAUCUACCUAAAUAAUAUCCUUAUCUUCUCACCUAUACUUAAGAAAUAUAAAGAAGAUAUUCACUAUAUCUUAUAA